Boeremia exigua is the source of this 855-nucleotide messenger RNA. RefSeq lists its product as uncharacterized. Bases 1 to 855 code for a protein of 284 amino acids. Lineage: Eukaryota; Fungi; Ascomycota; Dothideomycetes; Pleosporales; Didymellaceae. The transcript has 2 exons. The record is from RefSeq and is a predicted model, not a curated record.
AUGCUUCGCCCGAAAUUGUUUUAUCUGUCUUCUAUCUUCUUAGAAAACCCAGCAAAAUCACCCAAAACCAUCAAUAUGCAGUACUCCACCGUCUUCCUCUCCGCGCUCCUCGCAACUUCGGCUCUCGCCCAGCCAACUCGUCGCUCAACCUCGAUCCGGGUCCAGCUUUCCGGCCCAGGCGAGCUCGCCACCCAGACUGCCUUCGACGAAGGUGUCCGUCAAGCUAAGGGCCCCCAAGGCUCUACCGGCCCUUACGAUACCGUCGCACUCGAAGUCGGUAGCGGUGUAAAGCAGCAAGGUCUCCGAUGCCAAGUGCGCAACGAGCGCAACGAGCCCAUCGUUGUACUUCGCGGCGCCAACCGUGAUACCACUUUCGCCGACGGUGACGCUGGAUCCUGGCGCUUCGAGAGCGGCGCCCAAAACGUCGUUGCCAUCAUCUGCGACCCCGCCUUCGUCAAGGGCACAGCUGCUCCUGCCACUCCCAGCCCUGCCGCCCCCGCUGCUACACCGGCCACUCAGCCCCGCAUCAACGUACGCAUCUCUGGCCUCAACGAGUUCGCGUCCAACACCCAAUUCGUCCAGGGUGGCCUUGUUCGUGAGGUCCAGCGCGUCAGGGGCACCGGCGUCAACCAGUUCGAGCUUACUCUCGACCCUGCGGUCAAGAAGCAGGACUUGAGGUGCAGGGUCUUCGACGUUGCCGGCAAGCCGAUCACUGGUAAGCGCGGUGCUAACAUCGACACCACUUUCGCGGAUGGCGGCAACGGCCCCUGGAGCUUCAUCAACAACAACGGUGAGCCCAUCAAUGUCGACACCUUCGCCGUUGCUUGCGACCCGGCCUUUGUCAAGGCUGCCUAA